AUGGUUCGCUUCAAGAACCGGUGGUUACUCGUCGAGUUCAUUCCCUGCUCGCGAUCCCCUGCUGCAGUGGUAGAACUAGAUGCCCCCAGCGUCACUUCUGGGGCUAGUGAGAUGAACAGCAAACAGAUCUGGUCUGCGCUGAAGCAGAGUAUCAUCAUUCAUUUCGGGGAUACAGGAUGGGGAGCAGUCGGUGCUUCCCUUAGCAUCAAAUACUUCUCCCCUCGAACGAAUGUUUGCAUCAUCCGCGUGGGUCGCGACCAGCACCGCAUCGCAUGGGCGGGUGUUACGCUACUUACAGCGAUAGAUGGACAGAGAUACGUGCCGAAUGUCAUACACGUUUCCGGAACCAUCAGACAUGCACAACUCGCUGCGAUCCGGCAUAACAGAGAAGUCAUCGCACGUUACAGGACGCGGGCAAAAACGCCAGCAGCAUACCAGGACUCGUAUGAGGAAUACCUACAGACAAGCACACAAGAAAUCGACGCCUUGCAAGACUGA
Sparassis crispa is the source of this 498-nucleotide messenger RNA. RefSeq names its product Ribonuclease P/MRP protein subunit POP5. Gene Ontology annotation, cellular component: ribonuclease P complex. The record is from RefSeq and is a predicted model, not a curated record. Gene Ontology annotation, biological process: tRNA 5'-leader removal. Gene Ontology annotation, molecular function: ribonuclease P RNA binding. NCBI's taxonomy places the organism in Eukaryota, Fungi, Basidiomycota, Agaricomycetes, Polyporales, Sparassidaceae. The coding region runs from base 1 to 498 and encodes 165 amino acids. The transcript is spliced from 5 exons.